GAAACCGAAUCUGUAAUUGAAGAGAUUGAAAUAGAAACUGAAUCUAUAAAUGAUGAAGAAGUAGAAACCGAAUCUGUAGCUGCAGUAGUUGAAAAAGUAAACAAAAAUGAUUUAAAUGAUGCUGCUUCAGAGGAAAUUAAGGAUUCUAGUGAUUUUAAAGAAUCUCAUUAG
Plasmodium adleri (nom. inval.) is the source of this 171-nucleotide messenger RNA. The record is from the annotation of a RefSeq genome assembly. Lineage: Eukaryota; Apicomplexa; Aconoidasida; Haemosporida; Plasmodiidae.